Messenger RNA from Penicillium longicatenatum, 963 nucleotides. RefSeq names its product oxidoreductase, 2OG-Fe(II) oxygenase family. NCBI's taxonomy places the organism in Eukaryota, Fungi, Ascomycota, Eurotiomycetes, Eurotiales, Aspergillaceae. Gene Ontology annotation, molecular function: L-ascorbic acid binding; iron ion binding; procollagen-proline 4-dioxygenase activity. The record is from RefSeq and is a predicted model, not a curated record. Gene Ontology annotation, biological process: peptidyl-proline hydroxylation to 4-hydroxy-L-proline. The transcript has 2 exons. Gene Ontology annotation, cellular component: endoplasmic reticulum. Bases 1 to 963 code for a protein of 320 amino acids.
AUGUCCCUCCCAAAACUCUCCAACAUCGUCACAUGGUCUCUGUACUUCAUCCCAAUAUACAUUUUUAUCCUCUCUCCGCUCCUACAAACAUUCUUCGGCCCCAGCACCACGCACUCCGAGAAUGAGAACGUGAACAUAUUCGACUGGGACAGAUCAGACACAAUUCCAGCCCCAAAUCUCCGAGACGACAGCUUCAUUAGCCCAGAGGAUGGCGUCCCAACAACCUGCCCCGGCGAACCAGCCGGAUACAAAGUACACUUGCUUUCACGCGCACCCCUCAUUCUUUACCUUGAGAAUUUCCUCAGCGACGACGAAGCGGAUCAUCUAGUGGAUAUCAGUGUGGACAAAUAUAAACCCUCCAUCGUCUACAACGGCAAGACAGAAAAGGUCGAUCCGAGCAAACGCCUUUCAGACCGCGCCCUCCUCGACCGCGACGACACAGUCCGCUGUCUCGAAGAUCGCGCCCGCGCAUUCCAAGGCUGGCGUCCACACCUAUACAUCGAACGCAUGUGGGCCCAACGGUAUAACGCCUCAGGACACUACCGGCAUCAUUACGAUUGGACCGGAACACUCGCACGUGGUGGAGACCGAUUGAGCACGUUCAUGGUAUAUCUGGGUGCUGAUUGUGAAGGUGGGGGGACGAAUUUUCCACGGUUGACGAUGCCGCCUGGGAAGGAGUGGUGUCGAUUUUUGGAGUGCGAGGAGAAUGGGGAGGCCGAGGCCGAGGUUCAGGGGGAUCUAGAUUCGGACUCGGACCAGAAUUUGGGUGAAAUUCCGAAGCAGAAACCUGGGAUCACAUUUAAGCCUAUCAAGGGGAAUGCGAUCUUUUGGGAGAAUCUAAGACCGGAUGGGACUGGGUAUCCUGAGACUUGGCAUGCUGCUUACCCUGUCACGUCGGGGACGAAAGUGGGAUUGAAUAUUUGGAGUUGGUAUCAGCCACCUAUGCGGGCGCGUCGGGGGUGA